GAAAGGAAGGCGCCGCCGGGGGCUGGCUGGAUACGACGCGGCGACGCCGGCCUCCCGGGAGGCGCGCGCCCAGCGGAGAUGUACGGUGUGUGUGGCUGCUGCGGCGCCCUACGCCCCAGGUACAAGAGGCUGGUGGACAACAUCUUCCCUGAGGAUCCCGAGGAUGGCCUGGUGAAGACCAACAUGGAGAAGCUGACCUUCUACGCCCUCUCAGCCCCAGAAAAGCUCGAUCGCAUUGGCGCCUACCUCUCCGAGAGGCUCAUCCGUGAUGUGGGUCGACAUCGAUAUGGGUACGUGUGCAUCGCCAUGGAGGCAUUGGACCAGCUGCUCAUGGCCUGCCACUGCCAGAGCAUCAACCUCUUCGUGGAGAGCUUCCUCAAGAUGGUGGCCAAGCUGCUGGAGUCGGAGAAGCCCAACCUGCAGAUCCUCGGCACCAACUCAUUUGUGAAGUUUGCCAACAUCGAGGAGGACACCCCGUCCUACCACCGGAGCUAUGACUUCUUUGUGUCCCGAUUCAGCGAAAUGUGCCACUCGAGCCAUGAUGACUUGGAAAUCAAGACUAAAAUCCGAAUGUCGGGGAUCAAAGGCCUACAAGGGGUGGUGAGGAAGACCGUGAAUGACGAACUGCAGGCUAAUAUCUGGGACCCACAGCACAUGGACAAGAUCGUCCCAUCGUUGCUCUUCAACCUGCAGCACGUAGAGGAGGCAGAGAGCCGGUCUCCCUCGCCCCUCCAAGCUCCAGAGAAGGAAAAGGAGAACCCGGCAGAGCUGGCCGAGCGGUGCCUACGGGAGCUGCUGGGCCGAGCUGCCUUUGGCAACAUCAAAAACGCCAUCAAGCCUGUCCUCAUCCACCUGGAUAACCACUCUCUUUGGGAACCCAAGGUGUUUGCCAUCCGCUGCUUUAAGAUCAUCAUGUACUCCAUUCAGCCGCAGCACUCCCACCUGGUUAUCCAGCAGCUCCUGAGCCACCUGGACGCCAACAGCCGCAGCGCAGCCACGGUGCGUGCGGGCAUCGUGGAGGUCCUUUCCGAAGCUUCUGUCAUUGCUGCCACCGGCUCUGUCGGGCCCACGGUGCUGGAGAUGUUCAACACGCUGCUGAGGCAGCUGCGGCUCAGCAUCGACUACGCCCUGACGGGGAGCUACGAUGGCGCCAUCAGCCUGGGCACCAAGAUCAUCAAGGAGCACGAGGAGCGCAUGUUCCAGGAGGCCGUCAUCAAGACCAUCGGCUCCUUUGCCAGCACGUUGCCCACGUACCAGCGCUCCGAGGUGAUCCUCUUCAUCAUGAGCAAGGUCCCGCUGCCUUCCCUGCACCACCCCGUGGAGACCGGGAGGACAGGGGAGAACAGGAACCGACUGACCCAGAUUAUGCUGCUGAAAUCCCUCCUUCAGGUAUCCACAGGUUUCCAGUGCAACAACAUGAUGUCAGCCCUGCCCAGCAACUUCCUUGACCGCCUCCUCUCCACUGCCCUCAUGGAGGACGCAGAAAUCCGUCUCUUCGUUCUAGAGAUUCUCAUCAGUUUCAUUGAUCGUCAUGGAAACCGCCACAAGUUCUCUACCAUCAGUACCCUCAGUGACAUCUCUGUGCUGAAGCUCAAAGUGGACAAGUGCUCCCGACAGGACACCGUCUUCAUGAAGAAGCACUCCCAGCAGCUCUACAGACACAUCUACCUGAGCUGCAAAGAAGAAACCAACCUACAGAAGCACUACGAGGCGCUCUAUGGCUUGCUGGCGCUCAUCAGCAUUGAGCUGGCCAAUGAGGAGGUGGUGGUGGACCUCAUCCGCCUGGUGCUGGCUGUGCAGGACGUGGCCCAGGUCAAUGAAGAGAACUUGCCUGUGUACAACCGCUGUGCCCUCUACGCGCUGGGUGCGGCCUACCUGAACCUCAUCAGCCAGCUCACGACAGUGCCUGCCUUCUGUCAGCACAUCCACGAGGUGAUAGAAACCAGGAAAAAGGAGGCGCCGUACAUGCUCCCUGAGGACGUGUUUGUGGAGAGGCCCAGGCUAUCUCAGAAUCUUGAUGGAGUGGUGAUCGAGUUCCUCUUCCGCCAGAGCAAGAUCAGCGAGGUCCUGGGGGGCAGCGGCUACAACGCUGACAGGCUCUCCCUGCCCUACAUCCCCCAGCUGACAGAUGAAGAUCGCUUAUCGAAAAGGAAGAGCAUUGGAGAGACCAUUUCCUUACAGGUAGAGGUGGAGUCAAGGAACAGCCCAGAGAAGGAAGAGCGGGUCCCUGCCGAGGAGAUCACCUAUGAGACGCUAAAGAAGGCCAUUGUGGACAGCGUAGCCGUCGAGGAGCAGGAACGUGAGCGGCGGCGACAGGUGGUGGAAAAGUUCCAGAAGGCACCCUUUGAAGAAAUUGCAGCACACUGCGGGGCCCGGGCUUCACUGCUGCAGAGCAAACUCAAUCAGAUCUUUGAAAUCACCAUCAGGCCCCCACCGAGCCCCUCGGGGACCAUCACGGCAGCCUACGGUCAACCACAGAACCACUCCAUCCCGGUCUAUGAGAUGAAGUUCCCCGACCUGUGUGUGUACUGAGUUCUCAGAUGGAGCUCCUCGGAGGGCCGGAGCCUGAGGAAGCGGGGUUCACCCUCACACUCGCCCUCACAUGGACAUCCGGCUGGGAUCUCUCGAGUGUCUUUGGAUGACAGCGCCUCUCCAGCUAAGCAAAGCCAGAGCCCCCAGGCCUCCCCCCAGUCCUUCCUGGUCCUCCUGCCUCCUCCUGUCUCAGAGCCAGCCAUCUGGCCCUGGGGACCAAUAAGCAUCUCACCUGCACCCCUUGUCUUCUUUGUGUCAGCCAGGGGUAUAGAGUCAUGGGGGUGUCUGCAGAGAGGCUGAGGGGCCCAAGAAACUUCCACGUAGUGUGUUGAGUGAAGGGCUUUCACUGGGGGUGCAGCUGUGGGGGCACAUCUGCCAUUCCCUGAGAAGGGAACUAGACAGAGACUUGGCCAGUCAAAGGGAGCCACUGACUACACUCGGGAGGGCCGGCGAGAGCUCCCCUAAGGACGUGCAGGGGCAAGGGCUGGAAGAUAACCGUCUGCUCUCUCCCGCCUCCCCAUUGAGUCGAUGGUGUCUCUUCCACUCCCGUGCUCACCCUCCUGGAGUCUGUUAGUGUUUAGCCACAGGGGUCGGAGGAAGGGAAGGCUGGCAGCAAAGGAUGUAGGGAAGGGCGAGCUGUCCAGGUGAUAGACAGUGGUGGCGGGUGGCGGUGGGAGCUGCCUCCUGCAGCUCUAGGAGCACAGUGGGCGAGCCCUUGUCCCUUGAUAGCAUCUUCUCAGCUCCUUGCAUUGGCACUCCACGAGUUCUCCACCUUCUGGAUGCUUCUCUGAAUUGGGUUUUCUCUCUCUCUUUCUCUGAUGUUUUUCUCCUGAGGAUCCCAAGGUGUUUCUAGAGCCUCUGGGUUGAUCAUCUGGUUCUAGGUGGCUCCAAAAGAGCCAUACCCCCAUUACUGCCUGUGGAAAAGGGUCUCCGUCUUGCCCGAGUGGGGCUGGGGUGUGGAGGAAGGGAGGAGGGAAGAGGAGAAGGAGUUGGAUUUGGGAGCCUAAGGAUGUCGGAAGCCAAUAUACUGCAUGUUCCAUUCAAGCAAAGAAGGAUCCAGCAAUUCAUAUUGGAAUGAUUUUGUCACUCUGGACAAGAUCUGGGACAACAGUGCCAACUGGCAAUGUGUGGCCUAGGUAGAGGCAUUGGGGACCCCUUGAGUUCUGGCUUCUGUUCUCCCCGCUGUCAUCUGCCUGCCUACCUGUCUGUCUGUCUGUCUGUGUAAGUAGUGAGUACAGAGAGAACUGGUGCAGAGCGGGGCCCUCGUUGCCCCUUCCUGCCCUUCCAGGUGCCUGUGUGCCUCCAGGGACAUCGCAGGCAGAACCUCCCUGGGCCUUCCCUGAGGUAACCCCUGAAGGUCUGAAAUGGCCCUUUCCUUCUCUUCCAGUGGAAACUUUCAUAGUGUUUCUGAGCUGAUAACUCACAUUAAGGUGUGAAGGGUCAAAUGCUCCCUCCUUGGAGAACUUGCUUUUUAAAAGGAGAGAGGAUGAGUGUAUUUCUUGACCUAAAAGAACCCCUUAUAGGAUACAUCUUAGGCAGUAUGACCUGGGGGCCAAAGUAGGAUGUUUCUGCUAAAACACCCUCAGAUCACACCCCGCCCGACAGGAUGGCGAGAGCCUAACUACGAGGGCCGAUGGGUGUGUGUUCGAAAGCCAGGCAGGAUGCGAACACGUGCACUUCCUCACCAUGUGUGUGAAACACUUCCUGGGGAGGUGGAUUGCCUAACCCUUGUCCCUGUAGCUCCCCACUGUGGAUGCUGCUGUCCCCUUGGUCCCUGCCUCUGUGCUGUGGGCAUGUGGCUUCCUGAUGGCCUGCAUGUUCACGGGGUCCGGGAGAGGCUCCUGCUUCCCCUGGAGCCUUUUGGCUGUGCUCUCUGGCUUUUGGCUUAUAUUCAACCAACUUUAUAAGCAUGACCUUAGAUUUCUCUUUAAUAACUCUGUAUUAAGAAGCCAAGUUUGAAAUAACUUUAAACAAACUCAAAGGCAAAUCAUCUGUAGAAGAAACUUUAAAGAAAAUCUAAAUCUUGAGUCACAAACAUAUCAUUUUGCACUGGAUCUUCCCAUCCAAUGCUUGACUUGGACGAGAGCCUCCCAUUGCUUUCAUGAAUCUAUGGGUCGAUCCUCAGGAGACCUCACCCUGAGCCCUGCCUGUGAGGCCCUAGUUCUGGGCCUUGGGAAUCAUUUCCUUGGAGCAUCUUUCUAGAGCCGGCAUCAGGACCAGAGAACUGAAGGUCUGCUCAGAUGUCUGUCCCUCAGCCUCCUCCUGGGAACAGAAAGAAGAGAAAGAUGCAGGGUGCCCGCUCCGCGUAGGCUCAACUGCUCUUUUCUCUCCACCUGUCCAAGGUAGCUUUGUUUUACAUCACCAACCACUGCUUGGUAGAGAUGUGCUUUUUCCGGGGAACUGGCCAUUUUUUUAGUGCCCUCUUCUCAGCUGCCGUUUACAUCUACACUGGAUAGAAUAUUAGGUUGCGUGUUCACAUGGUGUAGAACCUGGAUUCUGGCCAAGUGUGCCUCGGAGUUGGGGAGGUUAGGGAGAGUGUUAGGUGGAUAAUUGAAUGGUAAGCUAAGUAGCCUCCUCAGCUCCCAGUACAUCCUGGGAAAGGGGCAGAGCAGAGUUCGAUGGACUCCUGAGGCGAGCAAAGUGCCUGGGCCCUUAGCCUGGUGUCACUGUGCCCUGUCUUCCAAGCCCUCUGUUUCGGGUCCCAUUUGAUACUUUCCUCUGUUGUGAUAUUUGAGCUAAGAAGAGGUAGCAAGCCCCUCGGAAAGCCACCGAGGCCUCUGGCUCUGUAGGCAGAGGUAGGGCUGGUUCGUAUCCCCUGAUAAACAUUGACAGGCAUGAGUGGACUUGAGGUUUGGAAAUUCUGUUUGUUCCGUUGAGUUGUGCAGAUACAUAAGCAGAUCAGGAAGCCCCAGUAUGACCCUGGAGGCUCCUCCUGUAUUCCUUGAAUGGGGUCCCCAGUGCCCUACGCCUGUUCCCAUUUUCCUCUCUUUGGAAAAUAGAAAUAAGUGGUCUCUCAACUCAACUGCCACCUCAUUAGAAAAGGAGCCUGAGCAGGUCAGAAGAACUAGAAAGGUCCUCAGAUCCUUGCCUUUGUCCAGCACUCCCACCCCCCAACACACACACAACUCCACAUCGAUGAGCAGUGAAGAGGAGGAGCCUGGGACCCAGAGAGGUACUUAAAGAAGCACAAGUGUCAUAUAUGGGCCGCCCUUUGCCUGGGUAUGCUGGGUCCCCCGGGACACAUUUCAACUGCACUGAAAAUCAGUGCAGCCUUGAGGGUCUCCUAAAUGGCAGGCCUCUGGGCUUCUGUGGGGCCCCUACGUCACACUUUCCAGCUGCCAUUCUGUUGUCCCCAAUCCUUCCAGCCUGGCUAUAGAGAGUGCCCUUGAGAUGUGGAAGUGUUUUUCCCAGUUCCUCUUCAUGUCUAGGAAAUGGCAGCUGAUCAGUUGGAGGCCUGAAGAAAAGAGCUGAGUUUUAGGCUUAAAGGGAAAUCAGGUUAGGCCAGGCCAGCCCUGUGGCCCAGACCCUGGGUCAUGCUGUAGCAAGGCAUCCUUGCUUCAAGGGAGAAGGUUUAGGGCAGGGUGUUGCCACUUCAUCCCAUUAACCCCAGAAAUCUGUGACCCCUUGCCCUAAAUCCAGCCAAGGUCGAAGACUGCAGCAGAAUGUUCAAGUGGGCCCUGUCUGGAGCCAGACUAGUUGGGGAAGUGGUGAGAGGGAGACACAGGGCAGGGGAAGGGUUCUGUGGCCCUGGUGGGGACAGAGGCAGUUUUCUGUGCUCUCCUGUGGCACCAGGCUGGCUAACCAGGUGGUCUCUCCUUCGGGGGACCACGGGGCUUCAGCCCAUCACCUUCCCUUUGGAACUCUUCCUUCAUGACUGUCGAUUCUGGCAAAUAGAGGGCAAGAUCCAUCCACGAAUGCUGCGGCCCGGAUGUUAGGAUGUGUCUGUCCGUUCAGACCUUCAUAGCCUGGCUGAGUGUGUGUGCCCGUGUGCGUGCUGGUGUGUGUAAUGUAGUUUGUGGUUGACAAUAUAUGUAUAUAGUAGCUGCUGUGUUUAUAGGUGAGUGCAGAAUUAGUGCCUGUGGCAGUUUUCUGUAUUUUGAACUCAUCAAAUGAAUUUGUUUUAGGCAAGGGGAAAAAGAGUGAGGGGAUGCGUAGGAAGGACUUAGCCAAAUCACUCUUGAGGACCAUUAGAUGUGAUUCCCCAAUAAGCCUUCACGAUGCCCUUUUCAAAUAAAUGUUAAUGUGGUCACCACAUGCUUGGCUGUUUGAUUUCUUUAAAGGAAAUGGUUUCGGGGGAUGCAAAUAGAAUCUGAAAAUACCAACAGUGUAGGCUGACAUUUAACCACCCCGCCCCCACCCCCAUUACUUCACCGGCCUCAGACGGAAAGAGGGAAGGAAAGGAUGUUGCCAGGUGGAA
This is a messenger RNA of Tupaia belangeri chinensis (Chinese tree shrew), 6949 nucleotides long. RefSeq names its product EFR3 homolog B (gene EFR3B). Bases 79 to 2532 code for a protein of 817 amino acids. Gene Ontology annotation, cellular component: plasma membrane. The record is from RefSeq and is a predicted model, not a curated record. Gene Ontology annotation, biological process: protein localization to plasma membrane. The transcript has 23 exons. NCBI's taxonomy places the organism in Eukaryota, Metazoa, Chordata, Mammalia, Scandentia, Tupaiidae.